AUGGCGGAGGCAGGGGGACCGGAGUUUACCGCGUCCCGGUGCCAGGACGAGUCGUCGGACAGCGAGCCGGAGCAGGAGCCCGGAUCCCCGCAGAAACUCAUCCGAAAAGUCUCCACUUCCGGCCAGAUCCGCAGCAAGGUGUGGAUGCCCCACCAGUGGCUGGAGGGAAACCUCCCUGUCUCCGCUAAGUGUCUCGUCUGUGAGAAGACGUGCGGCAGCGUCCUCCGCCUGCAAGACUGGAGGUGUCUCUGGUGUAAAGCCAUGGUGCACUCAGGCUGUAUGGAGCAGCUGUCCUCCAAAUGUCCUCUGGGACUGUGUAAGGUGUCCGUCAUCCCCCCCACAGCUCUCAACAGCAUCGACUCGGACGGGUUCUGGAAGGCGUCCUGUCCCCCAUCCUGCACCAGUCCUCUUCUGGUCUUCGUGAACUCGAAGUCUGGAGACAACCAGGGCGUCAAGUUCCUGCGACGCUUCAAACAGCUACUGAACCCGGCACAGGUGUUCGACCUGAUGAACGGGGGGCCACACUUGGGGUGA
Etheostoma cragini (Arkansas darter) is the source of this 534-nucleotide messenger RNA. Its product is annotated as diacylglycerol kinase delta-like. The record is from RefSeq and is a predicted model, not a curated record. The transcript has 4 exons. Gene Ontology annotation, molecular function: ATP-dependent diacylglycerol kinase activity. The coding region runs from base 1 to 534 and encodes 177 amino acids. NCBI's taxonomy places the organism in Eukaryota, Metazoa, Chordata, Actinopteri, Perciformes, Percidae. Gene Ontology annotation, biological process: diacylglycerol metabolic process; lipid phosphorylation; intracellular signal transduction.